Messenger RNA from Paramuricea clavata, 4113 nucleotides. NCBI's taxonomy places the organism in Eukaryota, Metazoa, Cnidaria, Anthozoa, Malacalcyonacea, Plexauridae. The record is from the annotation of a GenBank genome assembly.
AGUUCUACCCAGCAAAGUGGACCUAGACGUCUUCCGUACCAUUAAAACAACGGUAAUUGAUCCUGUUGCAUAUCCAUACAUUUCUCGUUGGCAGAGGAUGGUGCGAUCUUUUACAAAGAAUACUCGUCAGGCGUAUGUAUACCUCGCAUUAAUUACUAUCAUAAGUUCUGUCGGUUUUCUUUGAUGUACCGCGGAAUGUAUACAAGUUAUAACCGGUGAAUAAAUUAUAAAUGUAGGUUAUCAUAUGAGGGAUGAGGUGAUAUCAGUUUCAUACGAGGGACAUUUAUGAUAUCGUUCUGAAAGCCAUAAAACUGACUUCACCUCGCCCCGAUUAUGAGAACCUGUUUAUUAUACACUUGUGCCUUUAUCAGGGUCAGAAUUAUCAUUCCCGAAUGAAACAAUUAUUUAAAUAAUAAACUUAGCAGAUAGAACUUAACAAAAACAAACAAUUAAUAAGUUAAACUUCUAUUUGAAUAGCGGCAGGUCGCUCUCUGUUCUUCACUUUGUAUUAUCAUUGCUGUAUUCGAUAAUAAAAGCUGUCAACAUCGACUAAAUACAAACCGCGAGUCAGCCAUCAGCGUUUUGACAGCGACAAAUAUUACGGGACAAAAAGCAAUAUAUCAGUCACAAAAACGAUAUCAUUGAAAAAAAUAUAUGAAUGAUGGCAUCGUUUUUAUGUCACCCUGUUAUCGCCCUGAUAAAGGCACCUAAUAAUAUAUGUAAUAAUGGCAAGCAUAUGUUUUGAUGAAUUGGGCAAUUUGGUUGGCUGCUGACGAGGCAGGAUUUUUCCGUAUUGCUGCCACGGGAAAAUAUCAUGCAACCGAGGACUUGCCGUAUUGAGCGAGCGAUAGCGAGGUCAAUACAGCAAGACCGAGGUUGAAUAUUUUCCCGUACUGCCUGAACGGUUGAGGUCAGCAAGUUUCUUUUAUUUUAUGGCAUUGUACGUUUGUGAAAAUUGGGGAAAAGGUUACAGGGCUUUAUCCAAGCACCAACUGACCUCUUUCCAUUUAAUGGCCUGACCGGUCAUACCCGAAUUUGAGUCUCUGUGUAAAUGGAAACAUCUGGUCUAUGUUUCUCAAAUAUCUAGCGAAAAUGGACCUCAUUCUAAUUUUAUCAAAAUUUUCCGGUCAGAUAGGUCCGAAGCCCAAACGUUUUGUGUUCCAUUCAACAGUUUGGCCGUUCUGAACGGUCUGGCCGUGUUAAUGGAAAGCGCCCUAUGUUACACUGCCUCAGAUCCAGCUUGGCCCACAAAAACAAAAUUUGAAUCAAGUAUACGCACUAAAAAAAUUAUCCGACAAUGAAAACAUAAACUUAAAGAUGCCCAGCUUUAUUUGUAUGGCCAGGUAACUUGCCCAAUCGGGCAAGCAAGAUAAAAUGUUUACUUGCCCGUCAUGAUAUUCACUUGCCCCGGCUGAGUGUUAAGUUACAACUCUGCCUCUGUCGUAUAUUUUGUGUCUUGUGGCCACCAUGCUUAGAUGGCAUGCAUGUUUGGAUUUCUAAUAAAAAUUUCGAUCAAAUCAGCACAAAAUGAAAUGGGAUGAUUGAAGAAUAUCAAAUAUUACAAAUAGAAAGUAAAUUUUUUUUAACUAAAAUCUAAAAUUUACACAACCUUGAGCUGGGAGAGUGAAAAAGCUACAGAAAAAAUACGCUUGAAUACUAUACUACAUUGAUGCAUGGCGUCUUUGGUAUUGCGCAAUGUUUAUAUAAGAUUACAUCAUUCACAAACCAUGACGCAGUCAAUCGGAGCAACGUGGUGGCAGCAUAGUCUAAGAUGCUGAAAUAGCAAAAGCUUUCAGGGACUUUGCCCCUUUGCUACAUUCGUGCGUCACAAAAACUGAAUAUUCUUUUCUAAAAUGGGGGUCAGUAAAAGUCUUUGGAUAAAGCCCUGGGUCACGCGAGGGGAAAGUACAAAGUUUGUAACAUUUGAAAAAAAAAAACAACUGUAGAAUACUAACAAUAGAAUACUAACACAGAUAGUAUUUCAAGAUAAAUACGAGGUAUUUUGUCAUUUAAUCAAAGACAACAAAUAAAAUGAAUAAACAGCAUCGACAAUAGCCCGCGUGCAGGCCCAAGGGAACUGAUAGUGGGCCUGCAAGCAAAGCCCGGUAUUUUGUACUUUCCGCGUUCGCCCACGAACGCGGCACUCUGAUUGGCUGUUUGCUGUUGGAUUCUAUACUUAGGUCAGUGAUUCAUCACAAAGGCUCUCGAUAAGCUUAAAAUUCGAAAAUUGAUCACAUUUUUCGAUUAUAAAUGGUACAAGAACAGACUGUUUAUUGUUUACUUGAAGGAAGAGAUAUUUUUGCCGUUAUGCAAUGGGGAUUGCUUGUCGUGAGGUGUUGGAAUAGCAACAUUACGACUGGGGUAAACUAUAGUAACCUUUACUUGAGUUUCAUUAAUUUCAAACAGACUUGAUACGUUAUAUGUUCCUCAAGAAAAUUAUCUUUUGGUGGUUGAUGUUGACAUGCAGUUGCAUGUAAGCAUAUUCGAAACACUUUGCGAUUUACAAGGCUUCGCUGAGAGAGCGAAACAGAAGACGGUAUUAAAUUGCCGUUUGAAACGAAACGAUCUGGACUCUGAACGCUCUCUUCUUUACUUUUGUAGAGUUCUUUACCAAAUGAAAUAACUGAAAUAAAUUUCGUACUUUCCGCAGCCAACAAGAAUUGCACACACGAUCUGAUGAGACAAUUUAUUUAUAACAAUGGCGACAGCGAAGCACACAUUAUAAAUGCUAAUGUGGUCGCACGACUUCCCUCACGAUUUGAAGUUUGAGACUGGUUUUCUGUUGAAAUUCGUCCUAAUUUUCCUGUUCCGAUUUUAGUUGAAAAUGAGCACUUGCAAAUUUGGCAAUUACUGACUGCGUUGCUUGCUUUUUUGGAGUUAAAACGCAGCCAUUUACACAUUGUUUAUGUUCUGAAUAAGCAGAGAAAACCCCGCAACAUUUUAAUGCGAGUUUGUUUGUUAAUAUUUGGGUGCUGUCAUUGGUUCUUUUUUGACAAUUGACGCGCGAAUGGGGCGUGUUAUGAAAAGGGGCGUUUUACAAAAUACCGGGCCUUGCUUGCAGGCCCACUAUCAGUUCUCUUGGGCCUGCACGCGGGCUACAUCGACAAGUACGUUUUCAGUUCGCUUCAUCUCAUAUAUAUAUGUCUCUUUUUAUCUAAAAAAGCAGAAAUUUUCUGGCAAAAUUUAUAAAUAUGUGGCUGGUUUAGUUGUAAUUUUUAUUUAGAUGAUGUCAGAUUCCUCUUGGACAUCUGCAAAUAAAAUUGUCAGCUCUUCAUAUAGUCAAAACACAACUAUUCUUGAUUGAUUUAAUAGUUAAACACGUUGUAAAAUUAACCUUGAAAUUUCGACUUUCGCUAACAAAAACGUAUUCAGAUUUGAGAAAGUUCUUUAACCACAGCAGUUGCUCCUUUUCUCUAUUUUAGGUUUAUUUUUCUUCGUUUUGAAUAGUUUGAACGUCUUUUACACUUUUUGCCGUUUGAAACUCGGCUUUCGUAGGGCAAUAAAAAUUGCGUAUUGCCCGUGGGCAUGCAAUAGGGGAAAAUCCUGCCUCGUCACCAGCCAAUCAAAUUGCGCGAUUCAUCGAAACAAAUACUUGCCAUAUAAACGAAUUCCCGAUUAAGAUUAAACUUCUCGACAAAAUGUGGAAAAUCUUGAUCGGCAAUAUGAAACUGACCAAAUCUUGUGCGAAAACCUCCUCAACUAUGGAGCUAUGUAAGUCGGUUCUAAACCUCAAACUUGGGAUAGAUGUAAUAUAUAUAUAUAUAUGUGACAGAAUCAACAGGAAAGUGAUCAAAAGGAUUCGGAGUCCUUCACAGAGGCGCGCCUCCAAAUUACAACAGUAGCACGCAAUAUGCAGUAGCACACAUACGCAAACAAAACAGUAGCAUGCAUACAAACAAAUCUAAAUUAUUGCUAUUGUUAAAAUGAUUGUUAAAAUCAGCAGCUACAAGUCCAGGAUAUGAGCCUACGAGUAUAUCCGUACCAGUAUUUGCCAUGCUCCACAUAAUGGUUCAACCCUCCAAAAUGAACUUACUUUGAAUUUCUUUAGCUGGCCAAGUCCUGGCUCACCAAGAUACUAUAAAGCACGGAGGGACAUGCCGAAAACGUGGAGCU